Molecule: messenger RNA, 495 nt
Organism: Medicago truncatula (barrel medic)
Lineage: Eukaryota; Viridiplantae; Streptophyta; Magnoliopsida; Fabales; Fabaceae
Exons: 2
Coding region: 1-495 (164 amino acids)
Source: RefSeq, a predicted model, not a curated record
AUGUCAAAAAAACCAUCAAACGCGCCACCACCUUCACAACGGCUCUACAAACAUAUGUCAUGGUCGCCUGACAUGCUUCGAGAAAAAGCGUGGCAGAGACGAAAGGAAAAUCACCGCAGAAGCAGCAGAGACGGUCACCUUCGCCUAAGCAAGAGUCUAUCGGAGUAUGACCUGCAGGAACUCAAUGCUUGUUUUGAACUUGGGUUUGGGUUUGAUUCACCGGAAAUUGACCCGAAGCUAUCAGAUACUUUCCCAGCUUUGGAGUUGUAUCAUGUUGUUAAUAAACAAUAUCAUAAUCAUAACAUGUCACGAUCUUCUUCUUCAUCUUCUAUUGUUUCUGAUAGUGACAUUGCUAACACCACAACCAUAUUUAAUCCAGCUGAUGAUUUGCCUGCGAAGAAGACUCGUUUAAAACAAUGGGCAAAGAUGGUUGCUUGUGUGGUGCGACAAACUUCUCCAUCAUCUGCUUCAGGAUCUUCUAACCUAGUUGAUUGA